Pseudophryne corroboree (corroboree frog) is the source of this 5432-nucleotide messenger RNA. Its product is annotated as Fc receptor-like protein 5. NCBI's taxonomy places the organism in Eukaryota, Metazoa, Chordata, Amphibia, Anura, Myobatrachidae. Gene Ontology annotation, biological process: cell surface receptor signaling pathway. Bases 188 to 2335 code for a protein of 715 amino acids. The transcript has 11 exons. The record is from RefSeq and is a predicted model, not a curated record. Gene Ontology annotation, molecular function: transmembrane signaling receptor activity. Gene Ontology annotation, cellular component: plasma membrane.
UUGUUAUACUGUCAUAUCAUUUCUAAUUUCUGCAUUUUAUUUUUCAGCUCUGGGUAAUGGAAAAUUAGAAAAAAGGAAUAGUCCGUCAUCAGUCAUAGAGGGUGAUAAGGUGACUGUGAGCUGUAAGAGAAGACGUGACCCAGGUACAGCGACCCCACAAGUGCAGUUUGCAGUCUACAGAGAUGAGAUGAAAUUGCGGGAGUUUGGGUCAUCGGCUACAUACAUCGUUCCGUCAGCUCAGCUGGAGGAUUCCGGGAACUACAGCUGUGCAGUGAGAAAUUCCUCUGGCAGUGUCCGGAAGACUAGCCUGGUCUCUAUUCAGGUAGAAGAACUUUUCAGUACUCCUGAAGUAAGAACUAAUCAGUCAUCAGUGACAGAAGGUGAUGAGAUGACCCUGACCUGUGACACACGUCGUCACCCGGCCAGAGCGGCCACAGAACUGGAGUUUGCUUUCUACAGAGAUGGGUGGAAUGAGCAGGACUUCAGUACAUCUGACACAUACAGCGUUACGUCAGCUAAGGAGGAGGAUUCUGGGAAUUAUACCUGUGAGGUGAGAACCCCCUGCGGCAGAGUGAGGAAGAGGAGUGACGCGUUGUCUAUACAGAUAGAAGCUCUGUUUGAUGACCCAGAAAUAAGAACUAAUCGCUCUCUAGUAACAGAGGGCGAUGAGAUGACCCUGGUCUGUGACACAAGGCGUAACCCGGUGACGGCUACUACAGAACUGGAAUUUGCUUUCUACAGGUAUCAGCGCAGGGUGCAGGAAUUCAAUGUCUCUGCUACAUACAGAGUUCCGGUAGCGCAGCUGCGCUGUUCUGGAAAUUAUACCUGUGAGGUGAGGACCCCCAGACUGACGAAGAGGAGUGAUGUGUUAUCUAUUCAGAUACAAGCUCCGUUUAAUUAUCCAGUGAUAAGAACUAAUCAGUCAUCAGUGACAGAGGGCGAUGACAUGACCCUGACCUGUGACAUAAUACGUCACCCGGCCAGAGCGGCUACAGAACUGGCGUUUGCUUUCUACAGAGAUGGGAGGAUUGUGCAGGAAUUCAGUGCAUCUGACACAUACAGCAUUCCGGCAGCGCACCUGGAGGAUUCUGGGUAUUAUGCCUGUCAGGUGAUGACUCGCCGCGGCAGUAUGAUGAGGAGGAGUAACGAGAUACUUAUACAGAUAGAACCUCUGCUCAGUACCCCAGUAAUAAGAAAUAAUCGGUCACCAGUAAUAGAGGGCGAUGAGAUGACCCUGACCUGUCAAACAACUCGUUACCCGGUCAGAUCUGCGUACAGAGCUGAGCAGAGUGAGCAGGACUUCAAUGUGUAUGAUACGUACAGCGUUCCGUCAUCCCAGCAGGUGGCCUCUGGGGAUUAUACCAGUGAUGUGAGGACUUCAAGCCGUGGUAUGUGGGCAAUGAAGGAUACUGUGAGCCUGGAAUUUGCUUUUUACCGAAAUAGUCACGUUCUGCAGAACUUCAGUGCAUCUGCUACAUACAGCGUUCCGGCAGCGCAGCCGGUGCAUUCUGGGUACUAUGCCUGUGAGGUGAGGACCCCCAGCGGCAGUGUGAGGAAGUGGAGUAACAUGUUAAACAUUGAGGUACAAGCUCUGGUUUUAUCGCUGGAUAUAAUACAAGCUGGAUAUGAGGUAACAGAGGGUGAGGUGAUCACGAUGUCCUGUAGGGUCCAGACCCCGGCUGCAGGAAUACUGGACUUUGCUUUCUAUAGAAAUGGUUAUAAUGUGCAGGAAUUCAGUGCAUCUAAUGCAUACACAGUCUACCAUGCUAAACUGGAGGAUUCUGGGAACUAUACAUGUGUGGGGAGGACUCCCAGCGGCAUAAUGAAGAAGAGGAGUGGCAUGAAACGUAUUCAGGUAGCAGCUCAGUUUGAUCGUCCACGAAUAAAAAUUAGUCCAUCGUCAGUGACAGAGGGUGAUGAGAUGACUCUGACCUGUGACCCAAGACGUUACUGCGGCAGAUCUUCUGCAGAACUGGAGUUUGCUUUCUACAGAGAUGGGCAGAAUGUGCAGGAAUUCAGUGCAUCUGACACAUACAGCAUUCCGGCAGCACAGCCGGUGCAUUCUGGGAAUUAUACCUGUGAUGUGAGAACUCCCAGCGACAGUGUGCGGAAGGAGAGUAUGAACGUGUUACUUGUACAGGUGGAAGAGAAAGGACUCCCACUGCUGAUACUUCUUGGGGCCAUAUACGGAUCUCUUGCGGUCAUAAUCUUCAUCUGUGUCCUCCUUGCCUGGAAAUGUAGAUAUAAAAAAGCUGAACGAAACAUAGCAGCUUCUACCAGUAAAAUUGACAAUUCCCCUGCCACAUAUGCUGUAGUGGCACCUACAGAAUCCUAAAGGAGGACACCAGAAGCCACUGACCAGAUGACGUUGGACCUCAUACUUUUACAUACUGAUCGCUCCCUGAUGAAUUAUAUAUGCGUUUCGUCUGUAUUUACACACCUGACAACGUGGUUUCUGCAUCGUGUGCUUGGGAUAAAUUUUGACCCAUAAGGAGACACAAAAGGAGAAAAUGAUGGGGGGAACAGGGUGAGAAGGAAGGAUGGAGAAGAAGGCUCUCAUUACUGUCCUGUCCUACAUCCCUUAGCGCAUAAAUCCCUCCAUGUAUAAUGUGUGACUACAAAAAAAGAACAAAUAAUUGUACAUUUUAUAUUUAAACAUGUUGCAUAAAAUUGACAACUUGAUAGGUAUAGUGUACAUAUUACAGCAGUUAUAUUCCUAUUUAACACAAAAAAUAUAACCUGAAGUUCUGUAUCGUGCAUGUACCACUUAAAAGCAUAGGUAAAAACUCAAAAUACUGUAGUGCCGCUGUCUUUUAUGCCCUUGAAGGCUAAGGAGGAGUUGGACAUAACUAGAUGAAGAGGAGCAUUUACAAUAUGUUUGUUUAUAGUCACUUCUUCAGUUUCAGGUCUGACAUUGAUGUGUAGCUCUGUUGUUUAAUAUAGCGCAAUACAUUCCUCCGGCCUACAGAUGUCACUGUUGUAAUAUAUAAUAUUGAUGUGCGUUGCGGAACGGGGCUCGUGUGUCAUUGGGCAUACAGUAUGUGUUGGGGAGUUUUAUUGGCGGAAAAUACACAAAUCUGUCCUGUGCAUGCACAGAGAAGAGACACAAGCCUGGAUCUGUAUGCAAGCUCUGUUGCAUCGUUUUGCUAUUAGUGUGACUGCUGCACUAUACAUUAUAUUAAGUUGCGGUUGACUAUUCACAUUUCUUGUUAGCUGUAUUUGUAUCGCUGCAAUUAAGAAAGUUUCUGCUUGAUUUUUGUAAGGGAAAACAAUGGAAGUUUAUAUUUAAUUUCAUAUAUACUUUGUAUUUGUGCAUUUAAUUGGAUUUUAUAUGGUAAAUGCGACUUCUGCAUUCAUUAUUAACACUGUCCAGAUGCUAUUCUGUCUUAUGUAUAUGACACGUCCUUAUAGCGUUGUACUGAGCGGGGUCAUGUGACGCAUGUGCAAUUUUCUGACGCAUUUCAUGCCUGAGGUUUAUACAUGAGGCCCCUAUUAAGAGUCGGACGCUCCCGGAAAUGCAAAAUGCGUUCGCAGUCCUUUCACAUCUUUGCGGCUGAUUCAGAGUCAGUCACUGUGAAGAAUCAUAGAUUCUUCAUAAUAGCGGAACAUGUGGGAAAUAAUCAGAAACAUAGCUGAGGGCUAUUUGCAGGUGGGGGGGUGUAUUUCAUAUCCCCCACAAGUACGGUUUCCAAGAUAUGAAACAUUUCAACAAUCCCACAUUGCCAACGCAGGAUUUACACCCAUAUGGUAGAUAAACAAGCAGAGAGUAAUAUAGGCACCGCAUGUCCUACAUUAUCAUAUCGCAGGGGACGUUAUGCACAAUUAGGGGGAUUUAAGUUAAUUGUGAGUAGAGCAGUUCAGGGCUGACCCCAGCCUAAUUAUCUAAUCAGCCAAUGAACAGGGCCUUAUGUGACGUCAUCCACGGUGUGAUACUCUGCUGAUGAAAGGUGUGACCACCGGUUGUUCUGGGUUCUGACUCUGGAGAAUCUAUGCUUGGCAUGGAUGUUUGCAACCUGCAGUCCCUGCAAUUUCCUUCCGACUCUCCCAGGACAGAUUAGCUGCGUGUUAUCUCUGUAAGGUUUGUCAUGUUACUUGUGCACUGUGUAACCAUUUCUUGGUGACAUUUUUUGUCUAAAUAAGCAUUGUACCUUUUUUGUAAGCUUCUUAGUUAGUUCAUCUAUGCUCCCAGAACGCAGUCCUUUGAAGAGAUUGUGAGACCACUAGACUAUGUUAUAGACUUGUUAAUUGCUGACGCAGGUGGCAUAUACCGCGUACUGCGCGGCUGUUUGAGUUGUCGUGCCUGUAUAAUUGGGGACAUCAAUAAUGCACUGUUAUAAAGUGCCGAAGUAGGGUGCGAUAUCACAGACUGCAUGGAUGUGUCAUAUCACCGUGCCUGUGCGCAAUUGUUUAUAGAGGUGUCGGGGGACCUGUGACCCGCGUUGUAAAGUUAUCACGGGUGGUGGCGGCGCACUGUGUUGAAUUACUGCGCUCUGACCAAUAGUCCAUUGAGCAGAGGGUCACAUGAACAGGUCAGAGAUAAAGGGAGGUCCCUGAAAGUCACAUUUGCAAAUUUUGAACUGCGACGCAUUCCCCUUCCCUAUUGCUCCUUCCCCUUUAGUUGCAACCGCCGUCCUCUUGAUAAACCUGUGUGUGAUGAGACUGGAUUAGAACGAUACUUUAGAACAUACCAGCAGGCUUCCCCAUCCCAAUUGAGCCUGAAGCAUUCUUAUUUGUGCAAAACUAGUGCAUCCUACAGUGAAAAAUCACUUUUAAAACUCUUUUGGGUCAUUUGCAUAAAUUAGCGUUGUGACCGGAUGCGCCUCACUGCCUGCGCCAGCCAAUCACAGACGUGUUUGGGUCUCAUGGGACCUGGGCCAAUAGGGGAUUCCCUCUUACCACCAAUAACCGGCUGUUACUGAGUUCCGUGUACAAGACAUGUUUUGCCUUGUAAGUGAUUGCCCCUUUAAAAUAAAAUGUCCGCGUUCGGCCGGCAUCCCGCACGACCGCUGAUCUCAGCCACCAUUACAUGCGGCCCCAUAUUACAGAUUUAAUAAAGUGCAGUUUGCAGGAGUUGUCUCAUGUCCAGUGCUCGGGUCUUGUAGGAUGAUCCUCUAUGAAUUUAUUUCUAAAAAGAAAUUUUUUAUUUUUUUUAUUUUUUUUAAAUACAUUUUAUGUAUUUCACCACGGAGGUAUAAGGGGAGAUUUAUCUAAUCUUAAGUAUGAAAAUGUUUCUGGAAAUAAAAAGGUUAAAGCGCGCAAUACAUCCAUGUUGUGCGGUAUAAUUCCCAGUAUUGUGUUUCUGUAUAACUUUUACUACAUGAUAAAACAAUUAGGACAGUAUUCCAAGUGGAGGGUUAGUGAUAUGAAAUCAACACUUAUUGUAUAGUACUAAAAGUAUAUGAAUAAAGUGAUUACAGAAUUACAAAUGCAAA